Babjeviella inositovora NRRL Y-12698 is the source of this 1293-nucleotide messenger RNA. RefSeq names its product M48 family metallopeptidase. Gene Ontology annotation, biological process: CAAX-box protein processing. NCBI's taxonomy places the organism in Eukaryota, Fungi, Ascomycota, Pichiomycetes, Serinales. Bases 1 to 1293 code for a protein of 430 amino acids. The transcript has 3 exons. The record is from RefSeq and is a predicted model, not a curated record. Gene Ontology annotation, molecular function: metalloendopeptidase activity. Gene Ontology annotation, cellular component: endoplasmic reticulum membrane.
AUGUCACCACCUCUUUCGAUUAUUGCCAACGGGGUAAAUUCCCCAGAGUUGAAUUGGAGACAGAUCAUCCUUAGUUUGUCAACGGCCAAUUUCAUAUUCAAGAGUUAUAUGAAUCUAUGCCAAUUCGGCGUUUUACGGAGAGCCAAGCCCCCUAAAGCUUUAGAGGCCGAUGCCACACAAGAUACCUACGAUAAAUCCAGAGCAUACGCUCUCGACAAGAUCAAACAUACCAUCGCUUUAAAUAUUUGGCUGUACUGUGAGGAUUUAGUUUACAUCAAGUUCAACGUCUACUUGGCAUUAUGGCAGGCUCCUGUUCGUGCCAGCUCUAUUCUUGGUUUUGCAACUGGCGAAAUUACGCAGUCAGUCAUCCUAGUUGUUAUCUACUCAAUUAUCACCCAAACCUUGAUGGCCUUCCCUUUAAAGUACUAUAGGGGUUCCAACAACCCCACAUUCUCUCAGUGGCUCAUGAAUGAGCUAAAAGAAAAUAUCAUCCUGUUGGUGUUAGUAUCGUUGUUGACGGCUGUAACUUUGAAAGUGGUUGAAUUGGCUGGAGACCUGUUUAUCUGGUACACAUGGCUCUUUAUUGAGAUUAUUUUUGUGGCAGUGAAAAUAUUGUAUCCUUACUUGAUUUUGCCCUUGUUUCACAAGUCGAAACCUCUUGAUUCGGGAAAGUUAAAAGAUUUCAUUGAUCGUUUGGCUCACGAGAAAAAGUUCCCACUUAACAGCGUCAAUGUCAUCGAUGGCUCUAAAAAUUCCUCGCAUUCAAACGCAUUCUUCACCGGCCUCCCAUGGUCAAAGCAUAUUUUCCUCCACGAUACCAUGGUUGACAAAUUUGGAGUAGAGGAAGCAGCCGCAGUUUUGGUCCACGAAAUUGGUCAUUGGGAAUUGAACCAUACGUUGAUAGUAACGGUCUAUGAACAAUUUCAACUUCUACUCAUACUGUUCGUCUUUUCGCUUUUCAGCAACAACCCAUAUUUGUACUCCUCGUUUGGGUUUGGUAACCACACGCCAGCUUGUGUGAAGUUCAUGAUCCUCUGCUACUUCCUCACCCCCAUGAAUUGUGCUUUACAGUUCUUGUCCAAUGUUUUGACGCGCAAGAAUGAAUACGAGGCUGAUGCUUAUGUGGUGAGCCUGAAUUAUGAGGAACACAUUGCCGCUGCCUUGAUUAAGCUCAAUAAAGACAAUAAGGCGGUGUUGGAUACUCAUUGGUUGUAUUCAACAUAUCAUCAUUCGCAUCCUUUGUUGCAAGAGAGAUUGAAGGCAAUCAAACACUUAUCCAGUAAGGAGAAAUGA